AUGUUAUUUGAAGGUCCACUUAGUAAGUGGACAAAUGUUAUUCAUGGUUGGCAAUAUCGAUUUUUUGUUCUUGAUCCUACACAAGGAAUGCUUAUUUAUUAUACAUCCAAAGAAAAUAUGGUCAAAGGUGAACAACGUGGUGUGGUUUUAUUAAAGGAUGCACAUUUAGGUAUUGAUUCAGAAGAUGAUAGUACAUUUACAAUACGAUCAAAUGGUAAAACAUUCCAUUUUCAAGCUCGUGAUGCUGAAGAAAGACAAAAAUGGAUAUCAAAUCUUGAAGACGCUAUUUCUCUUAAUACAUUUAAUACAGAUAAUUUAACACGUUCAAAUAAAACAAUAUUUCAACGUAAAAUUACAGAAGCAGACGCUUAUUUACAAAUAUUAAUUGAUCAAGUUAAUGAAUUAGAACAACUUAGUAAUCAAGUACAAGAUAGUAAAGAACGAGAAUGUUAUAAUCGUGUUGUUUUAUCUGCUAAAAGAUUAAUCGAAGCUGUUAAAUAUUCUAUUUUAUCACUUCAAUUAGCAAAAGUACAUAUGGAUUCACCUAAUGAUACAAAAACUGAUGUUGAUUAUCGAACUUUAUUAUCAGAUAUGAAUAUUAAUAAAGGUGAUGAAAUUCCUAAUAAUGAAAUAUCGUUAAAUAUUGCUCAAACAAUAUUACCAAAUGAAAAAAUAAUUGAAGAUAAUAAUUUAAUUGAAUCUUUAGAUUUUCAUACAGCUGUAAAAACUGUUCGAAAAAAAUUUCCUAUAUCAUCAUAUUCAAGUAGUGAUGAUGAUAAUGAUUUUUAUGAUGCUGAUGAAUCAAUUGAUGCAUCAGUUUUUGCAACAUCUUCAAAUCAACAAAUAGAUGAAAAAAUAACAAUAAAUGAAACAUCGUAA
Rotaria sp. Silwood1 is the source of this 879-nucleotide messenger RNA. The record is from the annotation of a GenBank genome assembly. Lineage: Eukaryota; Metazoa; Rotifera; Eurotatoria; Philodinida; Philodinidae.